Messenger RNA from Ctenopharyngodon idella (grass carp), 2062 nucleotides. It is a transcript of the gene avpr1aa, whose product is annotated as arginine vasopressin receptor 1Aa. The coding region runs from base 253 to 1416 and encodes 387 amino acids. Gene Ontology annotation, molecular function: peptide binding; vasopressin receptor activity. Gene Ontology annotation, biological process: G protein-coupled receptor signaling pathway; positive regulation of vasoconstriction; regulation of systemic arterial blood pressure by vasopressin. The record is from RefSeq and is a predicted model, not a curated record. The transcript is spliced from 2 exons. Lineage: Eukaryota; Metazoa; Chordata; Actinopteri; Cypriniformes; Xenocyprididae. Gene Ontology annotation, cellular component: membrane.
AUUUGAAGAUCUGGGUUGCGCGCGCAUUAGAUACUAAUAACCUGUAAGAGUCUCGGUCAAAGACAAAAUGGGGAAAGUUAAUGAUUCAUCCCUUGUGGGAUUUAAAUCUGCAUUAUUUUGUUUACUAACACAGAUAUUCAAUCAGUAAUCUUUGAUCUAUCCAACUCUUAGCGCGCAACAGGACACCGGGGUUUCCAUUUACGCGCGUCGUUUUAACGCGUUGGACUGCUGUUGUUUUUGACAAAUCGUACAAUGGGACAUCUGAACAACACAUCGCACCCGGCCAACUCCACCGACCCGUUCGGGCGCGAUGAAGAGGUCGCCAAAAUCGAGAUUGCGGUCCUCAGCAUCACCUUUGCGGUCGCUGUGAUCGGGAACUGCAGCGUCCUGCUGGCCAUUCACAACACCAAGAAGAAAACCUCCCGCAUGCACCUGUUUAUCAAACACCUGAGCCUGGCCGACCUGGUGGUCGCGUUUUUCCAGGUCCUUCCACAGCUGUGCUGGAAAAUAACCUUCCGAUUUUACGGCCCGGACUUCCUGUGCCGGAUCGUGAAGCACCUGCAGGUGAUGGGCAUGUUCGCGUCCACAUAUAUGAUGGUUAUGAUGACUCUAGAUCGGUAUAUCGCCAUCUGCCACCCUCUCAAGACCCUCCAGCAGUCCACGCGGAGGUCCCACAUCAUGAUCGGGGGAACGUGGAUCAGCAGCCUGCUCCUCAGCACCCCUCAGUACUUCAUCUUCUCCCUCAGUGAGAUCCAGAACGGCUCUGAUGUUUACGACUGCUGGGGCCACUUCAUCCAGCCCUGGGGACCCCGCGCGUACAUCACCUGGAUCACAGCUGGGAUAUUCCUCAUCCCGGUGAUCAUAUUAAUGACCUGUUACGGGUUCAUAUGCCACAGCAUCAGGAUGAACAUCAGAUAUAAGACGAAGAAGACGCUGACUGAUGGCGCGCACAAGAACGGGCUGAUCGGGAAGAACUCGGUGAGCAGCGUGACCACCAUCUCCAGAGCGAAGAUGCGCACCGUCAAGAUGACGUUCGUCAUCGUUCUCGCUUACAUCAUCUGCUGGGCGCCGUUUUUUAUCGUGCAGAUGUGGUCGGUGUGGGACAAGAACUUCAGCUGGGUUGAUUCAGAGAACACGGCCGUCACUCUGUCUGCGCUGCUGGCCAGUCUGAACAGCUGCUGUAACCCGUGGAUAUACAUGGUUUUCAGCGGACACCUCCUGCACGACUUCACUCACUGCUUCCCCUGCUGCCAUCAGAUCCACCAAAGCUUCAGGAAAGAGGACUCAGACAGCAGCUUACGCAGAACCACACUGCUCACCAAAAUCACCAACCGAAGCCCCACGUGUAGCUCAGGCACCUGGAAAGAGUUCGAUCAUUCCCCCAAAUCUGACAGGUCGGCUCCGGCUGGGACGUGACGCAUGCGGCCCCUGGGAAUGUGACUUUAUUGACCGGCACUUUGGUGAGACUCUUGCAGCAGCGUGACGGGCCGCAGGUUGAAGCGUUCUGACUCAGAGAUCUGGAUGCUGAUUGAGCUCCAGAAGAGUGAAAAUACUCAAGCUCAGGAGAGCUCAUUCUGUUUCAUUUAAGCAUGUUUCUCUUAAAACUGAAAACAGAGACACUAGUUGUCACCCAGUAAGAGAGCUGUAAAAUGAACAUGGAGAACAGCUCGGAUCAUUUGAUGAGAACUAUUUGAGUUUUCUGACUUUUUAUUGCAGCCAAGCAAAGAUUUGAGACAUUGUUGAGAUCUUCUCUGAAGCUUUUUAAGGUUUUUUUUCCUCUACUUUAGCUGAAGUCUUCAUUGCUGUCGUCAGAGAGAAGUUUGGAAUAAUUAUGAUUUUUUAAUGUUUUUGAAGUAAUUGCGACUUUUUAUCUCACAAUUCUGACUUUUUUACUCAGAAUUGCAUGAUAUAAACUCACAAUUCAACAAAAAAAAGUCAGAAUUGUGAGAAAAAAGUCAAUUUGCGAGAUAUACACUGGGGGCGCUUGUUUCCACGAUAGAAAAUAAGUCAGAAAUCCAAGAAAAAAGUCAAAAUUGUGAGAAAAAAAGUCAGAAUUGCAAGA